Messenger RNA from Quercus robur (English oak), 1341 nucleotides. RefSeq names its product putative F-box protein At4g09190. Lineage: Eukaryota; Viridiplantae; Streptophyta; Magnoliopsida; Fagales; Fagaceae. Bases 1 to 1341 code for a protein of 446 amino acids. The record is from RefSeq and is a predicted model, not a curated record. The transcript has a single exon. Gene Ontology annotation, molecular function: protein binding.
AUGGCAGUGGAUGCUGUUUCUUCUCCAUGUUGCAAUACAUCAAGAUCAAGAAUAGAACAACUUCCUGAUGAUGUGUUGUUGGAGAUCUUUUAUCGACUCCCUUGCCGAUCGGCUGUAGGAUGCAGUUCCGUCUCAAAGCGCUGGUGUUCUCUUAUUUCUCAUCCUAAUUUUAUUCCCCACUACAUUAACCACAGGCACCAAUACCAAUACAUAGAACCCUUCACUCUUGUGUUUCAGAACGGCGACGAUCUCGUGGUUCUUCCAUCCGAUAAUUCUAGUUCUGAGUCCUUCGAGGACUUUGGACGCAGUGGCGGCUAUGGCAGAGUAGUCGAUUUUCUCAACUUUCUUCCCUAUAGACAACCAUACAAUGAUCUUCGCAUUGAGGCAUCGUUCAAGGACUUAUUACUGGUACGCAGCGAAGUUUCGACAAACUGCGACUACUUCAUCUGCAAUCCACUUACCGAACAAUGGCUCAAGCUUCCUCGGCUUCCACCCACGAUGUCGAUAUGGCCUCCAUCCCAAUACACUUUGGUCGGCUUUAUUUGCGAACCCUUUACACAUAGUUGUAAGGUGGUACGUAUUCAUUGCCCCACUAGAGAAGCCAAUAAUAUUACUCUCUUACGAGUGGAGACAUUUUCUUCUGAGACUGGUGAAUGGAGCAACUCGUUUGUUUUGUCGCCGCAGGGAUUGAAUCCCUUCUCAUUUGUGUCAAAGCUACAUCGUGUUAUUGCCUGCAAUGGAAUGCUGCAUUUGGUGCAAGUGGAUAGUGGAGAUGGACGUGGAACGAUGAAAGGCAUCCUUGUGUUCGAUCCACAAGGAGGCCACCUCCGUUAUAUAAGUCUACCCGUCUCGCCUCGAGGCUAUGUCAUCUCCUUUGGAGUGUUCCAAGGGCGUCUCCGGCUAUUCCAACGUUCCCUAAACCUGCGCAUUCCUGACCGCGAAUUGGGAUAUCGUUAUUUUAGUUUUUGUGCCAGCGACGCUUGCAAUUUUUCCGUUUGGGAACUUGAGGAUUACGCUGAUGCAGGUACAUGGUCCUUGAAGCACGAAGUUUACUUCAAGGACAUGCUUUCAGAAUGUUCUACUUUCAUUAAGAUGGUGGCGCGCAGAGAGCCUGUGGUGUUCAUAGCCUUCCACCAAAAUGAUGGUGAUAUUGUCUUCUUAAACUUCGGCGAUGACAUCCUCUCGUGCAACUUGAGGACGAGGGUCUGUACCUUAGUUCGCGGCAUUGUGUCGUCUAUGCAUAAGUCGUCUGUAUUCGUACUUGGCCAACCAUCGUGGCCAACACCAGUUCAUCCACUCCCAUUGAAGUUUGAAAGCCCUCCUCCUCCUCCCGAUUGUUAG